AUGUUCCAACGCCUAAGAAAGUUAAGUCUGUCGGGUCUUUCGGCUUAUAUCCUUUUCUAUAGCUACCACUAUGCCCGAGUCCUGGGUGUGGUUUGCUUCAGGAUCGACAAGAGGAGAACCGAAGAAUCCAUGGUGGUUCGAAAGCAACAUCAAUUGAAAUGGUUCAGCCUGAGUUUGAGACUCAUCUGCUCCACGGCUGUAUGCUGCUUCUGUGCUCCUCAUGUUGCUGAAAUUGAUGAUCCUUACGAGUACUUUAUGCAAUGCCUUCGCCUGAUGUCCAGCUUCUUGUGCUCCAUUUGCAUUGUGGUGGUUCAAAUGGGCUACGAACAUGAGCUCCUCCGGAUGAUGAAUAAUUUUAUGCGACUCUUUCGACGCAUUCGCCGUAUGUGGUGUCAGAAAAAGUUCGGUUUCGGUGGGAAAAGAGAGUUUUUCCUGCUAUUUAUGAAAUCCGUUUGCUUGGUCUAUGAACUGUACUGUGAGUUGAGACAACUGGCGGAUUCCCCCCAUUUUUUGGCUUUUGUCACGAUGAUAUGUGAGAUAUUCUUGGAGAUUGGUUCUUUGAUGUUCUUACAUAUCGGUUUUUUGGGUUAUCUCACUGUGGCUGCUUUGUAUUCCGAGGUGAAUAGCUUGGUGCGUGUGGAGUUGCGUCGCCAGUUGAGAUCCUUGGAGCGUCCUGGGGGUGGUCCUGUCACACGGCGACAUCUCCGGAUAGUUGAGUGUCGCCUGGACGAGUGCAUAUCGAUAUAUGAUGAGAUCGAACGAGUUGGUCACUCCUUUCAUUGCCUCUUGGAGCUGCCCCUUCUCAUUAUCCUUAUAAGCAAAAUCUUUGCCACCACUGUUUUAUCCUAUGAGGUGAUCAUCCGAGCGGAGCUUUAUCCUCACAAGGCAGGGAUGUGGGGUCUGGUGGUCAAGAGUUUUGCCGAUGUCAUACUCCUGACUCUGGCGGUUCACGAGGCUGUGAGUAGUUCCCGGCUAGUGCGACGUUUGAGUCUCGAGAAUUGUCCUCUCAGCGAUCACAAGGAGUGGCAUGUCAAGUGGGAAAUGUUCUUGAGUCGUCUGAACUUCUUUGAGUUUCGUGUGCGGCCUUUGGGAUUGUUUGAGGUCUCCAACGAAAUGAUCUUGCUGUUUUUGUCCAGCAUGAUCACCUAUUUCACCUAUGUGGUGCAAUAUGGGAUUCAAUCUAAUCAAUUGUAA
This is a messenger RNA of Drosophila serrata, 1194 nucleotides long. RefSeq names its product Gustatory receptor 93c (gene Gr93c). The record is from RefSeq and is a predicted model, not a curated record. Lineage: Eukaryota; Metazoa; Arthropoda; Insecta; Diptera; Drosophilidae. Gene Ontology annotation, cellular component: membrane. Gene Ontology annotation, biological process: sensory perception of taste.